CGCACGGAUAUAGCUUCCCAACCUCGCGCUAUCGUCGCCAAGCUGUCCAGAGGCAGGAAAGGUCGGCGCCGGAGAGAGGUAUAUAUAUGAAUGAACGCCGCCCAAACUCUCCCCUUCCUCUCCUCAGCAUUCAGUAAUCUUCGUCUUCUGUUUCUCUGCAGAUCCGAGCUCCUGACCCAAUUGCUGUGCUGAGACUGUCACCACUCUCACGAUGGUUCAGUGGAAGAAGCUGUUUGGCUUCGAUCGCGGUGCAGACCGCCAUGCGUGGAGAGACGAAGCCCGCCGCCUCCUCCCGUCCCACGACGAAGAGGCCGUGGUCCCCACCAUCCCCGCCGCCGAAGUAACGAAAGUCGCGCUCCGCCUGCGAUACCUGCUCGAAGAAGUCAUACCCUGCGAGCUCGAGGAAGACACCAUAACCCGCGCGCACUCGCACAUCAUCACGCCGCGGGUCAUUGCCGCUGCGCGGGAAGCGGGCGGUACUGAGUUCGGGGCCUGCGUCGUGUACGCUCUCCUCGUCAACAAGCGCUGGUUCAAGAAACAGGCACUGCUGGAGCUCUGGGACGCCGACUUGCACAAUGUGCGCGCGGUGGCGGCGGAGGUCAUUGCGAAGCGCAUCAUCGAGUCUGAGGAGGACCAGAAUCGUCUGAUGCAGGAUAUCCUGCUGAAGCGGUACUCGAUCAUGGUGAAUGAGGAACAGACGAUGCCGGCGAACGUUAUUGAGCGCGCGGUGGAUCUGCACGCGCUCAGAGUCACGGGCAGUGCGGGCUAUCAGAAGUGUGUCAACUAUCUGUGGAGGGGUUGGAUGAUCCAGGACGAGAACGACCCAAGCACGUUUGUGGACUACAAGAAGAAGGACAAUGCGGAUUACUGGGCCCAUGUGCAUCCGGAUCUGAUGAGAGCUCCGGUCUAUCAGAAUGCUACCCAGAUCAUCUUCUCGGUCGUAUACCUGGCCCUAUACUCGCAAGCUAUUGCUACGGUCAAUCCGACGGGCGAUAUCGACUUUGUGGAGGUUAUCCUGUAUACCUUCACGUUUGGCUUUCUUUGUGACGAGUUCAACAAGCUUCGCAAGGUGGGACGGAACUAUAUUGGAUUCUGGAAUGUGUUCAAUCUAGUGCUAUAUGCUCUUCUGACCACAAGUUUGGUGACGAGGUGCAUUGCGCUGAGCCAUCCUUUGGGAGACUCCACACGAGUUUCAUUCAACGAGCUUUCAUAUAAUUUCCUCGCCUUUUCGGCUCCCAUGUUCUGGAUGCGCCUCCUCCUCUACCUAGACACCAUACGCUUCUUCGGCGCCAUGAUGGUCGUCCUCAAAGUAAUGAUGAAAGAAUCCCUAAUCUUCUUUGCUCUCCUCCUCGUGAUUCUGAUCGGCUUCCUCCAAGCCUUCAUCGGCAUGGACAACGCCGAUUCCAACGCCGAUGCCACCAUCUUCAUCGUCCAAGCCAUGGCCAACGCUGUCAUGCAAUCUCCAGAGUUCAGCGGCUUCGACAACUUUGCACACCCCUUCGGCCUGAUCCUUUACUACAUCUUCACCUUCCUUAUCAUGGUCGUGCUGCUGAACAUCCUGAUCGCCCUGUACAACAGCGCUUACGAGGACAUCACCGACAACGCCAUCGACGAGUACAUGGCGCUCUUCUCACAGAAGACCAUGCAGUUCGUCCGCGCCCCCGACGAGAACGUCUUCAUUGCCCCGCUUAACCUCAUCGAGAUCUUCCUCCUCAUCAUCCCCUUCGAGUGGUGGCUCCCAAAGCGCCUGUACGCCCGACUGAACGACUACGUCAUGGGCGUGGUCUACGCUCCGCUCCUGCUGGUCGCUGCCUGGUUCGAGUCGCGCAGCGCGAGACUGGUGCGUAGCAAUCGCUCACGCGGCGAGGAGGACGAUGAUACAGUUGAGGAGUGGGAGCACAUGAGCAUUGAUAUGGAGGGGGAGGGAUGGGCUAAGAAGGUCGAGAGCGCGAAGCCGAAUGUCGAGGACGAUGUGGCGACGCUGGAGGUUAGAGCAUUGAGGGGAGAGGUCCAGGAGUUGAAGGAGCUGAUCUUGAAGUUGCAGGUGGGGCCGAAGGUGGAGGACGCGAAAUGAUUAUCCAGGGA
Amorphotheca resinae ATCC 22711 is the source of this 2085-nucleotide messenger RNA. RefSeq lists its product as hypothetical. Bases 212 to 2074 code for a protein of 620 amino acids. The record is from RefSeq and is a predicted model, not a curated record. The transcript has 3 exons. Lineage: Eukaryota; Fungi; Ascomycota; Leotiomycetes; Helotiales; Amorphothecaceae.